UUAGGUGAUACAAUUCGUUGUUUGGACGAUCUAUUUCUCAGCUCGCCUAAUGCUCUUUUAAAAUAUAGUCGAGAAACGCAGGCCUAUCUCUACAUGGCUCGAAUGAUCCUGGCCGAGACCAACCAACGCCCAAAAUACAGCUUCCCUGCUAUCCAUCGCCUUUAUCCGUCCGAGUGGUGGCCUAGAUUUUCUUGCCUCCAUCCAAGAUGCUGCUCAAAGAGAAAAGAAUCCGAAGAUUGUGAGACCUUGUUACCUCUGCAUGUCGAGGCCUCUGAAACGUGUGAUUAUAUUCCGUCUUCUUUCUCCCAAACAACCACUGUUCCGCUCUCGGAUGCCGCCUUACAGGCACGUGUCUCGACUGAACGAGCUGGCGCGGAUAACCCUCAUACUUCUUGCCUAGCUGGUGCUGCCUCUGCAGACUUAAAUAGUGAAAAGAAUCCAUCGCCAACCAAAGGUUAG
This is a messenger RNA of Protopolystoma xenopodis, 459 nucleotides long. The record is from the annotation of a GenBank genome assembly. NCBI's taxonomy places the organism in Eukaryota, Metazoa, Platyhelminthes, Monogenea, Polystomatidea, Polystomatidae.